AGAUUAUACACUUACUAAAAAGCAAACAAGAGUCGAGGGAAUCGGUAUCGCGUUCCUUAACCCCACCUAAUACCAUUUCUCUCUCUACCUCCCCUACGGGACAAUUCUGAACCGUCCCACGUGCGAAUUUGUUCGCUACAAAACUCCUGACCGGUCGGAAAUAGAAUAUAUAGAUCUCCAUGUAAAUGGAGGAGCAUUUACAUAUAUAAUAAUAUCAUAUUGUGUGAUAUCCUCGUUCAAAACAAUAUCGAUAUAUAUAUAUAUAUAUAUAUAAAGAUGGGAUGUGCUUGCAUGAAGCAAAGACGACGGACAAGGCACGACAAAACUUCAGUCCUCGCUUCUCAAACUUGCUUUAGUAAACCUGAGAUCGAAGCUUUACACGAUCUCUACAAGAAAGUGAGCAGCUGCCUACGCAACGAAGACACGAUAAGCAGAGAAGAUUUCCAGUUUUGUUUAUUCAAGGAUACAAGAAGGCGCAGCCUUUCAGCAGAUCGUGUUUUCCGGUUGUUCGAUCUGAGGAACGACGGGGUUAUAGAUUUUGAAGAGUUUGUAAAGUCUCUCAACAGUUUUCACCCAAACGCACCUCAAAGAGACAAGGCCACGUGUACAAACUUUGCCUUUCGCUUAUACGACACUCGUCACACGGGAUUCAUCGAGCCUGGAGAGGUAAGAGAUUUGAUAAUGGAUCUUCUAGAAGAAUCGAAUCUGAUACUCACGGAGAAUGCCAUUGACUCCAUUAUUGACAAGACAUUCGAGGAAGCAGACUUUAAAAGAGACGGAAGAAUCGAUGUUGAGGAAUGGGAAGUUCUGGUGGCUUCCAAUCCUUCUUUGCUCAAGAACAUGACCAUCCCUUAUUUGAGUAUGGUGGUACUCAUUCCAUGUGCAACGGCGAUAUUCAUGCAUGGCAUCUGAUCGGUUGGAUUUUCCAAGAUAAACUUUCUCUAAUCCUUCCUUAAUUCCCAUUAAUUCUGUUUGUUUGCUUUGGCGAUUAGGGAGCACACGUGUCUCUAAUCUCACCGCACGUGCCAGGUCGCCGGCAAGCGACGUUACAGCAGCCACGUUCGGUCACCGAGGUGGCUUAAUUAAUUAAUAGGGAUUUGAUUUAUUUCCGAUUGAAAUAAAUAAAUUGUCGUUUUCAGGGAGGUUUGGAGUUGUCAAUUCAUACAAUGCAAUCUGAUGUUCGUA
Tarenaya hassleriana is the source of this 1185-nucleotide messenger RNA. Its product is annotated as calcineurin B-like protein 5. The transcript has 8 exons. The record is from RefSeq and is a predicted model, not a curated record. Gene Ontology annotation, molecular function: calcium ion binding; kinase binding. Bases 277 to 912 code for a protein of 211 amino acids. Lineage: Eukaryota; Viridiplantae; Streptophyta; Magnoliopsida; Brassicales; Cleomaceae. Gene Ontology annotation, biological process: calcium-mediated signaling.